GAAUUGAGAAAGUGACGGGAGCCGCAGACCGCAUCGACGCUAGUGCCGGCACGCAAAAAAAGUGCCAACCACAAUCGUACUGUACCUUAAUUACCUCUUCUACUGCUACCAGUCAAGACAGCAUCGCCAUGUCCAAUUACGGGGUGGCUUCCAAGCCCCUGCUGCAGUACCUGCGGCAGCCGUCUGGCAAAAGCAUCUCAAUUGCUGCUGUGCAGUCGACGCGGUCCUUCCAGACGACCGCCGUGGCACGCGAUGAAGCGCCGACCGAAGCCAAACCAGAGCCAUUCUACAGAGCCCCUGACCCUACAUUAGUGACCAGCCGUCGCCUGGAAAGGAAGCUCUUCAAGUCUGGCAUCUCUCCAAUCGGCUCCCGAAGACGCCGUGCUGCGUUGCAGGAUUCGCCAAACAUCCCCUUCGAACUACUGCCAUACCAAUGUUUCCAGGAGGCCAGGAAAGUGCUUCAGGCGGACCGGGAAGGGAAGCUGAAGGAUAUUGCUCGGGAACAAGGAAAGAUUGAAAGGCUUAAGGCUAUUAGCGAUGAGCAAGCAGGGAGUACAAAUGUGAAGAAGUCGAAGAUCGGGGGCAUGGAGAAACACUUGGAGAAUUUGAAGGUCUGGGCGGAUAUCAACGAUCCGUUGAUCAAACGAAAAUUUGAGGAUGGAGAGGGCGACAUGAGCUUGCCAAUCUAUCGACAUCUGGCAGAUCAAAAAUGGCGAGAAUACCGACGGAUGAUUAUUGUUCAACGAAUUACACAAAUGAAAGUCAUCCCCGACGUCCUCCCUCAUUGCGAUCCAAUCGUCGAUGUCAAGUUAUACUUCAACGGAAAAGCCGUCCAGCCGGGUUCAUUCGUUGACUCCAAAGUCAGCAUGGAUGCACCAAAACUGAACGUCCAAUCCUUUGAGGAGGGUACGAAGCUUGUUACCAUUGCAGUCGUCAACCCCGACAUCCCCAACGUAGAAACCAAUGGCUUCGACUAUCAAUGCCAUUAUCUCGCCGUCAACGUACCAAUCUCUCCUACCACCCCAUACAUCGAUCUCGCGAACCUGGCCGAGGGCGCUGAGAUCCUGCUUCCAUGGCUUCCUCCAGCUGCCCAAAAGGGAAGCCCAUAUCACCGUCUCCCGUUGUUUAUCAUGGAGCAAAAAGACAACAAACCGCUAGAUGCUGCCGCUAUGAAAAAGAAGGACCUUGUCAGAGAAGACCUCCGUCUACGAACCCUACAGACAAGGCACAAGUUGACACCCAUUGGUGCACAUCUGUUCCGUACCGUGUGGGACGAGAAUACCGAGCAGGUUAUGAAGGAGUUAGGUAUGGAUAUCGUUGACCUGGAAUUGCGGAGGAAGAAACCCGAGCGCUUGCCAUACAAGCGGAGAAACCCAGCAUCAUUCCGGUAAACAAUCAUCAUUUCAGUAGAAGACUGCAGGUUGUUGGAGAGUUGGUUUUGUAUAUGUAUUUUACAUGUAGGACUAUGUACACCGAAUUUCAUUUUCAAGUCAAAAACCAA
Molecule: messenger RNA, 1501 nt
Organism: Talaromyces proteolyticus
Lineage: Eukaryota; Fungi; Ascomycota; Eurotiomycetes; Eurotiales; Trichocomaceae
Product: putative mitochondrial large ribosomal subunit YmL35
Exons: 2
Coding region: 129-1391 (420 amino acids)
Source: RefSeq, a predicted model, not a curated record